This is a messenger RNA of Talaromyces rugulosus, 1233 nucleotides long. RefSeq lists its product as uncharacterized. The transcript is spliced from 8 exons. Bases 1 to 1233 code for a protein of 410 amino acids. NCBI's taxonomy places the organism in Eukaryota, Fungi, Ascomycota, Eurotiomycetes, Eurotiales, Trichocomaceae. The record is from RefSeq and is a predicted model, not a curated record. Gene Ontology annotation, molecular function: FAD binding.
AUGGCCGAUUCAGAUUUCCAUGUUCUCAUUGUUGGAGCUGGAGCAACCGGUCUCUUGAUUGCCCAGGGACUGAAAAAGGCCGGAAUUCGAGCUACAAUCUACGAACGUUACUCAAGGGAAGAGUACGAAGAACGCGCUGGAAAAUGGACCGUAGCCCUACACUGGUCAAUUCCCUUUAUCGAAGCCUGUGUUCCACUAGAAAUCUCAGCAAAACUCAAGUCCACUGAAACCCAUCCUUGGACGGAUAAUGACUCUACCGAAGCCGCAUACAUUCCGCUCGUUAACGGGCUCACUGGCGAUCUCAUGGCUAAAAUGCCUAUGCCUAGCGGGCGGCGAGUUUCGCGAGGCAAGCUUCGAAACUUGCUUUCCACGGGUAUUGACAUUCACUUCGGAAUGAAACUGUCAGAAGUCCGUUCAGAGUCUGCUGCCGGAGAGAAACCUGCUGUGACGGUUUUAUUUAAUGGAGGCAGUGUCGUGGCCAAGGGGAGUGUCAUUGUAGGCGCUGAUGGAGCAAGAAGUGUAGUCCGAAAUUACCUCGUGGGGAAGGAAGCUGGGGAGUUACAAGCAGCCGAGAGUUUGUCAUUAAAUGUUUUUGCGACUUUUACAGCAGAGCAAGCAUUGUUUAUCCGCAACAACAGUCAUUUAAUCGGACAGGCAUGUCUACUGGAAAAGUACCAAAUUGAAUUUUAUACUAACCGUUUAUCAGUGGCCGAUGUCGUGGAUCCGGAAAAGCCAGAGACAUGGGUUUUUCAAUAUUCCUUCUCGAAUCUCACCAAAGAUGACCCGCCAGCCGAUGAAGAAGAGCAAAGAAAACUCUUCAAAACCUAUAUGGCAACCUAUUGCGAGCCUUAUAAAUCGAUAGGCUUGUGGGUGACUGAUGACACUCCGAUCAGUGCAGAAAGGUUUAACUUUUGGGGAAAUAUAGUCCCCUGGGACAACAGGGAUGGGAAAAUAACCAUCGCUGGCGAUGCAGCACAUCCUAUGCUUCCUUUCCGUGCUCAAGGCCUUAACAAUGCUGCAGAAGAUGCAAAGUUGUAUGUCGACGCUAUCAAGGGUGUUGUCUACGACAACAAAGACUUGAAGUCAACUAUCGAUGCGUACGACGAGUCGAGCUACACCCGUGGAAAGACCGAUAUUAUCUCUUCACAUGAGCAAAUGAAGGCAUAUCACAACUGGGAUAUCGUAAUGAAUGGUCCUCUGAUGAAGAGCGGAGGUUAUGGAAAGCCCCGUUAA